AUGAGGGAGGAGAGAGAGAAUGUGUUAUCUUGGCCUCUGAUCGGAGAGAAAGAGAAGAAGACAAGUAGAGUCAAGGAGGAAGUGAAGAAGCAGCUAUGGCUUUCGGGCCCACACAUCGGGGUGAGUCUUCUUCAGUUUUGUCUGCAAGUAAUCUCAGUCAUGUUCGUCGGACAUCUUGGCUCUCUUCCUCUCUCCGCCGCCUCCAUUGCCACCUCCUUUGCCUCCGUCACCGGCUUAACCUUCCUAAUGGGAACAGCAAGUGCACUGGACACACUUUGUGGCCAAUCCUACGGAGCUAAAAUGUACGGAAUGUUAGGCAUACAGAUGCAAAGGGCAAUGCUUGUUCUUACACUAGUCUCUGUUCCCCUCUCUAUCAUUUGGGCCAACACAGAGCACUUCCUCGUCUUCUUUGGCCAAGACAAAUCCAUUGCAAGCCUCUCUGGCUCAUACGCCAGAUUCAUGAUCCCUAGCAUCUUCGCCUACGGUCUUCUUCAAUGUCUCAACAGGUUUUUGCAGGCGCAGAACAAUGUGUUUCCUGUGGUUCUCUGUUCUGGAGUCGUCGCUUCUAUUCAUGUGGUCCUCUGUGGGGUCUUGGUGUUGAAAACUGGUUUAGGGUUUAGAGGAGCUGCUGUGGCGAAUUCUAUCUCCUACUGGCUUAAUGUCAUUCUCCUGUCGUGUUACGUCAAGUUUUCACCUUCUUGCUCAUUGACCUGGACCGAUUUCUCGAAGGAGGCUCUGCGCGAUAUCGUCGGUUUUACAAAGCUAGCUAUUCCUUCUGCACUUAUGGUCUGCUUAGAGAUGUGGUCCUUUGAGCUUUUGGUUCUCUCGUCUGGACUGCUUCCGAACCCUGUUCUACAAACUUCUGUCCUCGCAAUCUGCCUUAAUACAUCAGGAACAAUCUGGAUGAUCCCGUUUGGUCUUAGUGGCGCCGCAAGCACAAGAGUGUCAAAUGAGUUAGGAGCGGGGAACCCAGAGAUGGCUAAGUUUGCGGUUCGUGUGAUCAUGAGCAUUGCAAUCGUAGAGAGCAUACUAGUUGGAUUGGUUUUGAUACUCAUAAGGAAGAUAUGGGGAUUUGCUUACAGUAGUGACCCGCAAGUAGUUACAUAUGUUGCCUCGAUGUUGCCGAUUCUCGCCUUAGGCCACUGCCUAGAUAGCUUCCAAAGCGUUCUUUCAGGGGUUGCUAGAGGAUGUGGAUGGCAGAAGAUAGGAGCUUUGGUGAAUCUUGGAUCAUAUUAUCUUGUUGGUGUUCCCUUUGGUUUGGUACUUGGUUUUCACUUCCACUUCGGUGGUCGGGGGUUUUGGCUUGGAAUUAUAUGUGCACUCGUCGUUCAAGUUGUAUGUCUUUCCCUCAUCACAUUUAAUACAAAUUGGGAUGAAGAGGUCAAGAAAGCUACAAGCAGAGUUGAGUCUACUUCAGGUGUGAAGGAUUUUGCAGCCGACAAUGGGUCAAUUAUUGUAUUCUCUGAGUGA
Arabis nemorensis is the source of this 1470-nucleotide messenger RNA. NCBI's taxonomy places the organism in Eukaryota, Viridiplantae, Streptophyta, Magnoliopsida, Brassicales, Brassicaceae. The record is from the annotation of a GenBank genome assembly.